GGUUGAUCCAUCCCCGUGAUAUAAGUGAUAGUGAUAUCAUCAUCUCGUUCUCAUCACACACAUUCUGCUCUCCCCCACAAGCAAACCACACACGCCAAACCUCGCAAGCUCCUCAAGCUCCUCAAGCCUUGACAAUGGCCAACUUCGAGAUCCCAAGCGAGCAAUGGGCUCAGGUGGUUGAGAAGCCGGGUGGCCCCGUCGUCUACAAGAAGAUCCCCGUGCAGAAGCCCGGCCCGGAUGAGGUGCUCAUCAACGUCAAGUACUCGGGCGUGUGCCACACGGAUCUGCACGCCAUGAUGGGCGACUGGCCGCUGCCGCCCAAGCUGCCGCUCGUCGGCGGCCACGAGGGCGCCGGCGUGGUGGUGGCCAAGGGCGAGCUGGUGCAGGACCUCGAGCUCGGCGACCACGCCGGCAUCAAGUGGCUCAACGGCAGCUGCCUUGCCUGCUCCUUCUGCAUGCAGGCGGACGAGCCGCUGUGCCCGCGCGCGCUGCUGUCCGGCUACACCGUCGACGGCAGCUUCCAGCAGUACGCCAUCGCCAAGGCCGCCCACGUGGCCCGCAUCCCCAAGGAGUGCGACCUCGAGGCGGUCGCGCCCGUCCUGUGCGCCGGCAUCACCGUGUACAAGGGCCUGAAGGAGUCGGGCGCGCGCCCGGGCCAGACCGUCGCCAUCGUCGGCGCCGGCGGCGGCCUGGGCAGCAUGGCCAUCCAGUACGCGCGCGCCAUGGGCCUGCGCGUGAUCGCCAUCGACGGCGGGCGCGAGAAGGGCGAGAGCUGCCGGCAGCUCGGCGCGGCGGCGUACGUCGACUUCACCAGCAGCAGCGACCUCGUGCAGGAGGUCAAGCAGGCGACGCCCGAGGGGCUGGGCCCGCACGCGGUGCUGCUGCUGGCCGUGGCGGAGAAGCCGUUCCACCAGGCGACCGAGUACGUGCGCAGCCGGGGCACCGUGGUCUGCAUCGGCCUCCCCGCGGGCGCGUACCUGCGCGCGCCCGUGUUCGACACGGUCAUCCGCAUGAUCAACAUCAAGGGCAGCUACGUCGGCAACCGCCAGGACACGCAGGAGGCGCUCGACUUCUUCCAGCGCGGGCUCAUCAAGGUGCCCUACAAGACGGUCGGCCUCAGCGAGCUGCAGAACGUGUACCAGCUGAUGAAGGAGGGCAAGGUCAUCGGCCGCUAUGUGGUUGAUACCAGCCGGUGAAGGCAGCAAGCAGGUGGAAAGGGGGGUGGCAAAAAUGAGAAAGUUCACACGGAUGGUUGCAUGCUAAUGAUUGUGGAUGGAGUCCAGGGUUUGCACUUUUCAUGGUUGAAUCAGAGUUUCCGCAUCUUAACGCGCCAACCCCUGAGGAAAACCUGUGUACUCAUGCUUGUGCUAAUGCUGCUUGCUAAGUUUGCCUGUGACUACCCAUAUGCCCGCCAUCAUCAGCCAUCCUUCCCGGGCUCUCCCAGCUAUUCCACCACCGGGCGCCUCAUUCCUCCAAAUCAAAUCGUAUACCCGGCGCUAUUAGCCUGCCUCGUCUCUCCGACCGCAUCAAACCGGCCAUCCCACCUCCUCAGCACGCCCUGCACGGCGCUGAGCCCAGGCGCCACCCACUGGACCUCGUGGCCCUUGGCGGCCAGGUCGGCCGCGGCGCCCGCGUCGAACCCGUUCUCGAGCAGCAGCACGUCCGGCAGCAGCUGGUGGUGCAGGCGGGGCGCGGCCACGGCGUCGCGCAAGCCGGCGCCGCGCGCCAGCAGUGCCCAGGCGACCUGCGUGGUGGCGCUGAUGAUGCGCGACCCGCCGGCGGCGCCGGUCGCGAAGAACAGCGUCGCGUUGCGCGCGAACUCGGCGAUGAUGGGCGUGAUGGACGACA
Molecule: messenger RNA, 1848 nt
Organism: Thermothielavioides terrestris NRRL 8126
Lineage: Eukaryota; Fungi; Ascomycota; Sordariomycetes; Sordariales; Chaetomiaceae
Exons: 2
Coding region: 135-1196 (353 amino acids)
Molecular function (GO): zinc ion binding; oxidoreductase activity
Source: RefSeq, a predicted model, not a curated record